GCAGAGCAGGCAGAGUCGUGGAGCUCCUCUGGUUUCACUCUGGGAUGGCCUCCUGCUCCUGCCUGCUGAUGAUGAUGCUGCUGCUGCUAUUGGUGUCCCUUGCAGCCGACGCCGCCGGCGCCGCGGGCGACUCCGGUCUCACGGUGACCACGGAGCGGAGAGUCUUCGCCACGCCCGGCGGUCGAGCCGUCCUGGCUUGCAGCUUCAGCAGCAGCGGCUGGGAGCCGGGCGCCCGGCCACUCGUGGAAUGGAGUCGGCUGAGAAAUUCCACCGAGGAAAAGAUCCUGGUCGCCCAGAAGGACUCUCCAACGCGGACGCUCGCUCCGCGGGUCGAGUGGAGUGGCGACCUCGGCGGCUGCAACGCCACCAUCGCCAUCGUGGAUGUCGACCGGUCUGACGUGGGCUCCUACGUGUGCCACGUCACCGACCCGCUCCGCUACAGAGAGGGGCGCAGCAGCGUGGAGCUGGUCAUGGUGCCGGCGGGAGUGGAGACACAGACAACGCCCACGCUGCCCUCGAACGGCAACCUGCGGGUGCGCACGUCCGGCGCGGUGUCCGUCCGGGCGGGGGUCGCCGCCAUCCUCGAGUGCUCCUACUCGUGCGGAGCGACCCACGUGCAGGACACGGCGGUGGUGGUGGAGUGGUGGCGCAUGCAUGUGCCCACCAGCGAGAAGAUUUUGGUGAUGGACGGAUCCACGCAUCUCUACAACCUGAGGGCCGAGUGGAUCGGCGACACGGGCACCUGCAAUGCGUCCAUCGUGCUCAGAGACGUGCGGGAGAACGACACGGGCAGCUACCUCUGUGACGUCCUCCUGCUGCCCGCCUACAACGAGGGACGGGGCCUGCUGAAGUUGGAGGUCGCUGGCAGCAGCGAGACCCCCAGCGGGAGGGAAGAGGAGGAUCGCUCGAGGGUCAACGCCGUCGUCAUCGCCGUCGUCAUCGGCAUCGUCGCUGCCCUGGCCGGCGUCAUCAUCGCCGCCGUUGUGUACUUCGUUUGCAAGAGAAUGCGAGAGAGUCAAGAAACGCAGCCGCAAAGCUCCGCUGGUGACGAUCGGAGCGGCGAAACGAGGAUCCCUCUGCAGACACCGCCAGACGCCACCGCUGCUGCUGCUGCCGAUGAUGAUGACGAUGAUGAUGACGGUGGGGAUGCCGACGAUCAAUAAGAGGCUGGGGAUGUUGACGAGGAGUCUCUCGCUCUGAGGAGUUGACGAGGCAGCGGCUUUGUGUCGUCUGUGUGGUGUAGUGUGUGUGGUGUAGUGUGUGUGGUGUAGUGGUGUAGUGUAGUGUGUGUGGUGUAGUGUGUGUGGUGUGGUGUGUGUGGUGUAGUGUGUGUGGUGUAGUGUGUGUGUU
Lethenteron reissneri (Far Eastern brook lamprey) is the source of this 1350-nucleotide messenger RNA. RefSeq lists its product as uncharacterized. Gene Ontology annotation, cellular component: voltage-gated sodium channel complex; plasma membrane. Gene Ontology annotation, molecular function: sodium channel regulator activity; transmembrane transporter binding. Lineage: Eukaryota; Metazoa; Chordata; Hyperoartia; Petromyzontiformes; Petromyzontidae. The record is from RefSeq and is a predicted model, not a curated record. Gene Ontology annotation, biological process: regulation of ventricular cardiac muscle cell membrane repolarization; cardiac muscle cell action potential involved in contraction; regulation of sodium ion transmembrane transporter activity.